This is a messenger RNA of Hemicordylus capensis (graceful crag lizard), 5461 nucleotides long. It is a transcript of the gene NCEH1, whose product is annotated as neutral cholesterol ester hydrolase 1. The coding region runs from base 1384 to 2502 and encodes 372 amino acids. Gene Ontology annotation, molecular function: carboxylic ester hydrolase activity. NCBI's taxonomy places the organism in Eukaryota, Metazoa, Chordata, Lepidosauria, Squamata, Cordylidae. The record is from RefSeq and is a predicted model, not a curated record. Gene Ontology annotation, cellular component: membrane. The transcript has 7 exons.
UCACGAGCGUGCAAAACAGGACUAAGGGAGCCCAGCCCAGUUUUGCACACUCGGGGAAACCAGUGGGCUUGAGUGCGAGCCCAGUGGCUCCAUGGUGGCAAGCCCCCCUAAACAGCCACCCUCUUAAAUGAGGUUAAGGGAGCAAGUGCUCCUUUACCCUUGUUUUUUUGAUCGUGUGUCAGCCACGGCUAGCACACUGGGGGUGGGGCUCCCAUGAUGCACCAUGCACUUGCACCAUGCAUUAUUUGGGCUUUGGGGGGCAGGGCACCUUGCAACGGUGCUUCCAUGAGCCCAACCCCCGGAGCCACCAAGCAAGGUGCGGGUGGCCCGCAGGAGAGCCGCUGCUCGUCUGAGCGGGUGAUCCGCCCACCCAGUGACGCCUCUGUGAUCGUCUGUGGGGAGGUUUCAGGCUUUCAGCGCUUUCAGGCUUCCUCCCCGCAAAAAGAGGGCAGCUCUUCUCACCAAUUGUGAAAAGGGCUUCAGUAAGCUAAUUCAUACAAUCAAAAACUGUCUUCUACACAGGUCUGGGAGCUGUGUGUGUUCCCAAUUUUUGGUUGUGUGGAAGCAAGGUAGGAGGAAUAUCUCCGUAGCUUUUCCUCCUACCUUGCUUCCACACAAUCACUUCUCCCCAGGUUUCAUUUUACCGUGCUUCCACACAACUGAAAAUUGGGAGCACACACCACUCCCAAACCUGGGUAGAACAUGGUAAGGCUAUUCACACACAUGUGCAAAACUCAGCUAAGGGAGCCAAGCCCGUUUUGCAUAUGCGUGUGAACCCCGGCAGCACCACAGUGGCAAACCCGCCUAUGGAGCCUCCCCUCAAAACAGGGUUAGGCGAGUGAGCGCUCUUUUAACUCCGUUUAUGUGAUCGUGUGUCAGCCACAGUUGGCAGACGAGGGGAGGGGGGUCCCCAUAAUGCAUUGUACAUUUGCGCAGUGCAUUAUUGGAGCUCCAGGGGGUCGGGGCAGUGUGUCCCGGCACCCUGGCCCUUGGAGCUGCCGGCAGGAGCCACUGCUCGUCUGGGCGGGAUAUCUGCCUGCCCAGGGAUGGCACAAGGAUAGUCUGGCCCAGUCCACUGGAAGCUUCAAGCCCCACUGCAAUAAAUGGGAGACAGGGAGGUGCUGUUGCAUGGGUCCCAGAGGGUUCCCCAGUUUCUAAAAAAACUGUUGGCUGUCUUGAACCUGAAUCAAACCCCUGAACACAAGAGAGGUACAAACAUAUGAUCAGCCAACAACUCUAACCUCGGGACAUAAUGCAAGGAAGAACAGACUGUACAUAAUUGUUUAUCAGGCAGGGGGCCUGGAGGUAUUUUUCCCAUGCAAGAAACCCCAACAUGGCAAGAGACCAAAGCACCAGUGCACAUGUCCAGGUUGGCAGCAAGAUAUGAGCAAGCUGAUUCAGCAUCAGUCACAGUGCAACCUGGCUCAUUCCCUGGGACUUGGCCAUCACUUGAGAGUCUUGAACUUUAUGAUUGGUACAUUUGACAAGCUGAAUCCCCUAUUCUCGGAGCAUGCGAAGAUAAUGGAUACUCUGUUCGAUGGAGUGGAGGUCAGAGUGUAUGAACCUCCUGCCAAGAAGGAGAAAAAGCUGAGGCGCAGUGUGGUUUACAUCCAUGGAGGAGGGUGGGCCUUGGCAAGUGCAAGAGGGAGCUUCUAUAACAAUCUCUGCUUGACUAUCGCCGAAUCUCUGGAUGCCAUCAUUGUCUCGAUUGAGUACAGACUGGUGCCAAACUUCCAUUUCCCUGUGCAGUUUGAGGAUGUUUUACGUGCCACGAAGCACUUCAUGCGUCCCGAAGUCCUAGCUCAGUAUUCUGUUGAUCCCAGCAGAGUUGCUAUUUCCGGUGACAGCGCAGGAGGCAACUUAGCUGCUGCUGUGUGCCAAGAGAUUAGUCAAGAGGAGAAUGUGACCACCAGGUUUAAACUGCAGGCUUUGAUUUACCCAGUUCUUCAGCCAUUUGAUUUUAAUACUCCCUCCUACCAGCAGAAUGAGGUCACGCCUGUCCUUCCACGCUUUGUCAUGGUGAAGUUCUGGAUAGACUAUUUCAAUGGAAACUAUGAUUUUGCCCAGUCCAUGGUGGUCAACAAUCAUACGUCUCUUGACGUAAGUCAGGCCAGUUCUUUCAGGGAGCUGGUGGACUGGACUUUCCUCCUGCCUUCGAGAUUCAGAAAGAGCUACAAGCCUGUCAUUCCCACACUGGGGAAGGCGGAAAUCGUCCAGGAGAUCCCUGCAUUACUAGAUGUCCGUGCAGCACCGUUGCUCGCCGAGAAAGGGGUUCUCCACCUACAGCCGAAGACUUACAUCCUGACGUGUGAGAUCGAUGUUCUGAGAGAUGAUGGGUUAAUGUAUGCCAAGCGGCUAGAGAAGGCAGGGGUGGAGGUGACUGUGGACCACUUUGAAGACUGUUUUCAUGGCUGCAUGAUCUUUACCAUUUGGCCCACCAGUUUCUCCGCAGGACUUCGCACUAGAGACAGCUAUAUCAAAUGGCUCGAUGAAAAUCUGUGAAGAGAGAGCCCUUUUUGCAAAAUCAAAAACUGCAGUUGGUUUAAAAUCAUGUGUACUCCUUAUGCAAUCUUGUGCCAUUUGUUUAAGAUGCCAUCGGAGAGCUUCUGUUACAGCAUAGCGUGUACCAUUCCUGUCUCCUUUUGGUUUGCUCAGGUUGUCCGUUGCUAUAUCGUGGGGGAAACUCAGCACAGUCUUGAACCCUGGUCCUAAAUGCAGUACAAGGAAGUAAGGCAGGGAUGCACAACUCCAUCUGUUGCUGGACUACUACAACUCCCAUCAUUCACAGCCACAGGGGCUGAUAAUCAGGGAUGAUGGGAGUUGUAGUCCAACAACAGCUGGAGAGCUGAGGUUGUGCAGCCCUGAAGGAAGGCCUUGUCUGCUAUGCAGCAGAGGUGUUAGAAUGCUGCCACAGAUUGUGCCACUUGAGAAUGCAGGGGGAGAGUGCCAUUUCUCACACUCUCUUUUAAAAUCCCUGCAAGUAGAACAUUGAGACAUUGGUCAGAAAAAAAACAUUCCCUGUCUUCUCCCUACAAGCAGAAAACUAGCACAACAUGAGGUUUCCUUUAUACAAGAUAACAUUCAAAAAUGAAAUUUCCCCCCCUCCACAAUCUAAAGUGGUCCAGUCUAUUCUGCUACUUAAUUCUGCUGCAUAUGUAGACCUGUCCUUCGUUCCAUUCAAAUCCAUGGGACAUGCAGCCCAAGUAAGUGUGUGUGUGUGUGUGUGAGAGAGAGAGAGAGAGAGAGAGAGCGCUUGGACGUAAGUCCCACUGUGACCAAUGGAAUUUAUUUCUGCAGUCUUUAACCACACUAAUUAGAGCAGGGGUUCUCAGACUUGGGUCCCUAGAAGUUGUUGGACUGCAACUGGCCAAGGCCAUUGUGGCUGGGGAUGAUGGCAGUUGCAGUGCUACCAUCAUUUGGGGACCCAGGUCUGAGAACCCGUGUACUAGAGAGUCAGCCCUGUUAAACACAGUGGCCAAGAUGACAUGGGGCUGCUGUGGAUUCAUAAGACCUCCUUGAUGCUGUUCAGGAUGAGCAGUUGCACAAGCAGCACUGCCACAGUUAUUGCUGUUGCGGCAAGUGGGAAUAGCUGCAGUAGCACUGCUUGCACAUCCGCUCAUGCUGAACAACACUGAGGCUGCCUUAUGAGUCUACAGCAGCCCCAGUGCGGUGGACAUCAUCACCGACAUGCUGCACAUCAUGUUGACCACCAAGACUUAUUACCAAGUACAGCUGCAUGCGACUGCACGGUGCAUUUAGGACUAGGGUAUCCUGACAACUAAUCUUUGACAUCAACCAAUGUACUAACUGUUGCCAUUCCAAACUUGUCAUCAUUUGUUCUGAAUGUCUAAUGUCGACUAAAAUCUCAGCCUACCUUUUUUGCACAAUGGCUAACCCAUGGCUCUGGGAAGCCCACCAAUAGGAUAUGAGGGCCACAGCUCUCUCUCCCUGCUGCUUAGCAAUGAUUACUCAGAUGCAUUCUUCCUCUGAACCUGAGCAGUAGCAUGUAACCCUCAUGACUAGUAGCCACUAGUACGGCUGUCCUCUGUAAUUGUAUCCAAUUCCCUUCUGAAGCCAUGUAAGCUAGUGACUACUACCAUAGCUCGUGGCUGUGAGGCCAUACAUUCAUUAUGUGCUUUACGAAGAAGCACUUCCUUUUAUCUGUCCUGAGUUCAUAGACAGACAGGACGAGAUUCAGCCAGCCGCUGAGUGCCUGUGUUGGGCUCAGGGGAACAAAAGUUAUGUAGGCCUGAUAUCAAUGGAGAACUGAUAUCAAUGGAGAACCCAUACAGAAUGUAAACAGUUUCAGUCUCUGCUUCUGAACUAGCUGGCAUUGCACAAUCUCUUUCUUGCCUUUCAAACAAACGGUUGCUGUAGAGUUGGUGGUCGUAAGCCAUUUCUUCUCCCAAGAUCAACACAAGAGGUUUCAUGGUAGGAGACAGGAGCCUCUCCUAGUAAACGGCCAGAUGAUGUAUAAAGGGCCUUCUUUCUCAUGCAAGAAUCAUGGGGUGAGACUCGAGGGAUGUAUCUAGCUCUUCACCUGUACCUUGUCCUUCAUUCUUUGUAUUGGUGUUUAAAACUUGAUACUAGUGGAAAAGGUUGAGCUCUUCAUUCACACAACAAAUGGCUGCAACUCUUGGGCUCUUACCCUACAAGAGAGGCUCCUUGCAAACACACAAGGAUCAGGACACAUUAGAAGCCCACCUAUACUUUGUUAAAUUCACUAGGAUUGCAAUCUUAGGUCCACUUAUGAGAAUAAGUCCCACUGAAAUCUGGAUCAUCUGAGUAUAAGAUGAGAUUGCUGCUUAAUAAUUUAAUUUAAUUAAUUCAAUUUAAUUGUUAAUCUUACAUGAUUGCUACUUUAUUCUUGCAUCUGAAAAUAUUUACUUUGUAAGAAUAUAAGUGUGACUACUAGCAUCAUCCAGGAAAGAUUGUGCCCCAAGUACCUGGCAUUGAGGAAAUGCUGUCUUUAUGUAGUGCAUCUGGAUUUCCUUUUUGCAUCCCCCCCCCACAAUUCGUCAAGAACAUAAAACGCACAGUAUAAGUGGACUUCCACUUGGCCAUGUCUGCUCAAUGUUGCCUUCCUCUGGCAAGGGAAGAGGUCUUCCAGUGUUUAGUUAACAGGUGUGAAACAAGUGUGUUGUGAAGCAAAGACUCAGUAAACUUAUCAAAUAAGUUAGUUUCUGACUGGUCUCACUUUGUAACUAAUCUUUUAUUUUAAAGACACAACACUGAUUUUCCUUUGGACCUUGACUCCAUUUCAUGACUAUAUUUGGAUUAUCAAGUUCAGUAUCCCACCUUUGUGUGGGAAUAUAUGGCAAAAACUGUCACCUUUCGGAUGUUUGCCUUGCAAUAAGUUAAGAUUACACUAUGCUUUGCAAUAGUUGUGUAAAAACAUUCAGGCGCCCUCAUUAUUGCCUGGCCAAUUAGGCAAAAAAUAAAAAUCUGCCCACUAUUCUCA